AUGCUAUUAGAAGUUGUAUCAUAUGCUGGGACGUGUUUGGGCUUUGUAUUUUUAACGUUGGCGAUUGCCUCUGCUCUAUACUAUAUAAGUGAAAUCGUGGAAGAGCACACCGAGCCAACGAGAAGAGUGUUAACCAGAACCAUAUACGGGUUGAUUGUGUUAUUUGUCCUGUUGAUAAUUUUCGACUCUUUCCCUAUAAAACUAACACUAUUUGCAAUUGUUUCGCAUAUAAUCUACUACCAGAACCUAAAGACAUUCCCAUUCAUCUCGCUGUCCUCGCCCGCAUUCCUUGCCAGUUGCGCAUGUGUGGUGAUCAACCAUUACUUGUGGUUCAAAUAUUUCAAUGACACAGCAGUCCCGCCUCAGUUCAGAUACGAUCCAAAUUACAUUCCUAAGAGACGUGCAACAUUUGCUGAAGUGUCUUCAUUUUUCGGUAUCUGUGUCUGGUUCAUUCCAUUUGCAUUAUUUGUAUCAUUGAGCGCAAGCGACUACGUAUUACCUACUGCCGGAAAAGCGGACACCUCUGCAUUUGCCAAGAAACAUGACAGUGAGGGACACACCGGUGUAGCUGGAGAACCACGUUUGCGCGGCAAGGCAGUUGGAUUGGCAAGAGUUGUAAUCAACAGUAUCCGCGGUUACAUCGCAAUGUGUUUGAACAUAUUUGGUUUUAAAACGGAAACCAACCACCAUAGACUAGCAGUAUAA
Messenger RNA from Tetrapisispora phaffii CBS 4417, 705 nucleotides. RefSeq names its product Svp26p (gene SVP26). Gene Ontology annotation, cellular component: endoplasmic reticulum membrane; COPII-coated ER to Golgi transport vesicle; Golgi membrane. The record is from RefSeq and is a predicted model, not a curated record. The transcript has a single exon. Gene Ontology annotation, molecular function: COPII receptor activity. Gene Ontology annotation, biological process: endoplasmic reticulum to Golgi vesicle-mediated transport. Bases 1 to 705 code for a protein of 234 amino acids. NCBI's taxonomy places the organism in Eukaryota, Fungi, Ascomycota, Saccharomycetes, Saccharomycetales, Saccharomycetaceae.